Molecule: messenger RNA, 873 nt
Organism: Anopheles nili
Lineage: Eukaryota; Metazoa; Arthropoda; Insecta; Diptera; Culicidae
Gene: Osi3
Exons: 3
Coding region: 1-873 (290 amino acids)
Source: RefSeq, a predicted model, not a curated record
AUGUCCUUCGUGCGCCUGGUGCUGGUGUGCUCGCUGGUGGGGCUGAUCGAGUCCAACCCGGCCGUGGACAGUGGAAGUGUCGUCAACCACUCGGAACCGGAGCAUGGAACUCUCAGCAAGGCGGCUCUCGAGGACAGCUUCAUUCGGCGGCUGGGCGGCAAGUGCACGCAGAAGGACAACAGCUCGUGCGUGAUGCUGAAGCUGGUCACCUACAUGAACCGGAUGCUGAAAAAGUCCAGCAUCAACCUCGGGGAGAGCCUGGAGCUGAUGAAAACGCGCUCGGACGAGCAACUGUCGGAGACGGACGCCGAGGAGCUGUCGGUGUUGGCCCGCUCGAGCACCUCCGACGAUCACAAGCUGAGCGUGAUGGUAGCAGACAAGAUCUGGCGCUUCAUCCACAGCCGCAGCAUCCGGUGGCGAGCGACCCGUGCAACCGACGUCGUAGUAGCAUCCGGCGAAGGUGGCAAGCUAAACCUGGGCGUCUCCCUGGACACACGCCGUCUGUUCGAGGAAGGCCGUGGCCGGCUCAAGCAAUACGCACCGAUACUGGCCGCGAUCGUCAUGAAGGCGGUGUUGGUGGGCGCGCUCGUCCUGAAGGGCAUAGCCCUGCUCGUUGGCAAGGCCUUGCUCGUCUCGAAGCUCGCGCUCGUGCUGGCCAGCGUGCUUGGCAUCAAGAAGCUGCUGCACAAGAAGUACGUCACCUACGAGGUGGUGGCACAUCCGCCCGAACCACACCAUCACGUCGACACGUACAGCUCCGGAUGGGCCCGGGCUCUGGAUGGUUUCGUCGAGUCGUUCUCGAACGAGCUCAACCGGCGUCUAUCGGUCGACGCCCACGACCUAGCCUACCAGCACUCGGCGGCCGCCCACUAG